AUGUUCACAGGGCAUCCUUUUGAAAAAUUAAAUGAAGACCAGAAAUCACGGAUUGUCGGGGGUGUUGAUGCUCCCGAGGGAUACGCCGCACACAUGGCCGCCCUCGUUUGGGGCGAUACCGUUAAAAGCCUGAUGUGUGGAGGCUCCAUCGUGUCGAAACAGCAUAUACUCACCGCUGCACAUUGUAUUGAUCCCAUGGUCAUGUGGGGUGGUGAGUUGAUGUCAUCAUUCCACGCAGUCGUAGGGUCGAAUCAAUGGAAUUCAAACAAGACCAUUGCCAAAUUCAGUCACCACGUCAACCAUCCUAACUGGGAUUGGGUUACUAUCAAAAACGACAUUGGAGUUUUGAUGCUUGAGGAAAAGUUGGAACUAAACGCCAGGGUGGCUAUUGCGCCCUUGAGUUUUGAGUGGGUUCAUGGCGGCACACCGACCUCUGCCACUGGAUGGGGUAGGAUUGGGACCUGGUCUUCUAUACCUUAUAAUUUGCAACUUCUACAUAUGGAAACCAUUUCUCCACAACUUUGCGCUGAAGCCAUACGCGAGGCGUCGCAGACUUGGGGACCAGCACCGCCCUUGAAUUCUGAAGUGGAAUUAUGCACUUUUCACUCCGUCGGACAUGGCAUGUGCAAUGGUGAUUCCGGCAGCGCAUUGAUAUCCAGAGAGACGGGAUGUCAAAUAGGUGUCGUGUCGUGGGGCUUCCCCUGUGCCAUCGGAGCGCCUGACGUGUUUGUGAGGAUCAAUCCCUACAAGUCAUUUCUUCUUGCUACUAUAGGAGAUAUAAUAAAUUCAUUUUCCUGUAAUAUGCCUAUUGAAUUGUAA
Molecule: messenger RNA, 819 nt
Organism: Parnassius mnemosyne (clouded apollo)
Lineage: Eukaryota; Metazoa; Arthropoda; Insecta; Lepidoptera; Papilionidae
Source: the annotation of a GenBank genome assembly